AGCUGUCGUGAUCGCGCUCACUCGCCGCAAAUACCCACCAAUUCCUCGUCCCAUUUUCCUAUCACUACUAUAUAUCCGCCCAGACAUACCUGCGUGCAUCUACACGUACCUUAACACGUCUAACCUAAUAGCCGCCUACCUAGCCUACCUUCCAUUACGUAUAUAGGACGAUAUUGGCUCUUUUUGCCUGUUGCGCGCCGCUGUCACGCCUAUCCCACCUAAUACACCAAUACAUCACCCUCCUUCUACCGCGAUUCUCUGGCGGCACAAAGGUGCGUCGGAAGCGUCUGUCCCACUAGCGAGGUCCUGCUGCUGGAGUCUUUCCAUCUCGUCAUUAUUUCCCAACGAACGGUCCCACGAACCCGGCAGCUCGGCGAGAUCCUUGGCUUACCCGAUAUUUCUACCUACCUAGCCUCCUCUCCCGUCGCCGAAUCCGCUCUACGAUAUUCCCAACCGGAUGACUUGAAAUCCAACUACUCCUGACAGUUUCACCUCCGAAAUGUCUGUGCCAUCCAACGGGGUGUCCAAUGGCUUUCACAAAGAGAUGGACAAGGUAUCCCUGAACGGCGACGUCGACGCGCCCGCCUUGGCAGAAGAGAAGCCGGUGAGGAGGACCGCGUCGAACCGUAAGAACUCGAGCCCCAUGAUGCCCGCCUUCAUGGUUUCGGCGCCUGGCAAAGUCAUCGUCUUCGGCGAGCAUUCCGUGGUCCACGGCAAGGCAGCUAUCGCCGCCUCCAUCUCGCUCCGUUCUUACCUGCUCGUCACGCACCUAUCCAAGGCCAGACGCACCGUGACCCUUCAAUUCCCCGAUAUCGACCUCGUCCAUACUUGGGACAUUGACCAAUUGCCCUGGGACAAGUUCUCGCACCCGUCUAAUAAGAAAUACUACUACGACCUAGUCACGUCCCUCGACACCGAUCUGUUGAAGGCUAUACAACCGCAUCUGGUGCACAUCUCGCCAAAUAAACCCGACGCUGAGCGCAAGAUACACCAGAACUCGGCCGCGUCGUUUCUCUACUUGUUCUUGUCGCUAGGGUCGCAGAAAUCGCCAGGCUUCAGGUACACGCUCCGAUCUACUAUACCGAUCGGGGCUGGGCUUGGUAGUAGCGCGUCAAUUGCCGUCUGCUUGGCUACUGCCAUGCUGCUGCAGAUCCGUACCCUGUCGGGUCCGCAUCCGGACCAGCCCUCGGAAGAGGCACGCCUGCAAGUGGAGAGGAUUAACAGAUGGGCAUUCGUAGCCGAGAUGUGCAUACACGGAAAUCCUUCCGGGGUGGACAAUACUGUAGCGACCCAAGGGAAGGCCGUCGUAUUUCAGCGAACCGACUACCAGAAACCGCCGAACGUAACGCCGCUGUGGGAUUUCCCCGAGUUACCGUUACUCUUGGUAGACACGAGAACGCCCAAGUCUACGAACGUGCAGGUGGCCAAGGUGGCGAAGCUGAAAAACACGCAUCCAAAGCUGGUGGGAACCAUCAUGGACGCCAUGGAUCAAAUAACUAGAAGUGCGGAGAGCCUAAUCGAGGAGGAGUACUUCGACAACGAGGACCCAGAGAGCCUACGGCGGCUGGGAGAGCUAAUGACCAUCAACCACGGCCUGUUGACCGCCUUGGGUGUCUCGCAUCCUCGCCUCGACCGGAUACGCGAGUUGGUAGAUCACGAGGGGGUCGGGUGGUCGAAGCUCACGGGCGCGGGAGGCGGCGGAUGUUCAAUUACGCUGAUGAAGCCGGGCGUGCCUCAGGACAAGGUGGACCGACUCGAGCGCCAGUUGGAGAAGGAGGGCUACUGGAAGUUCAUGACCACGCUCGGCGGGGACGGUGUCGGCGUGCUGUGGCCAGCGGUGCUGAAGAAUGGCCUAGACGAGGACGAGGAGGGCGGCAUGGAGAUUGACCUCGAGAAAUUUCUGAACGCGCCCGGUAACGACGGCGUAGAGAAGCUCGUCGGCGUCUCCGGCGGAAGCGGGGAGAGGGAGGGAUGGAAGUUCUGGCGUGUCGAGAGUCAGUGAAGGGUGCGCGUCGAGGGAAGGGGGCGGCUCGGCACUAUGCCGUUUUAUCUGAUUGAUCGCUGUCUAAAGCAUAGUGCUGUCGGAUGCUGUGAGGAAUGCGAGGUGCGAGUCGACGGUGCGAUCAGAGUUUCCUGGUCGAGGAGGAUGGGUGUGGAGGCCUAAUUCGAGUGAGGAGGUACCUAAUUACGAAGAGUCCUGGGGCACCAAACGGUCGCUGUUUAUAUAGGUGAGGUACCCACCUACCUCAAUAGUCAACCCCCGACAAAUCUUACUAUCCAAAUCCGUUUCUGGUGUUUGGAACCUGAGCUGUCGCUGCUUUAACC
Messenger RNA from Durotheca rogersii, 2325 nucleotides. Its product is annotated as mevalonate kinase. Lineage: Eukaryota; Fungi; Ascomycota; Sordariomycetes; Xylariales; Xylariaceae. Gene Ontology annotation, cellular component: cytoplasm. The coding region runs from base 500 to 2002 and encodes 500 amino acids. Gene Ontology annotation, molecular function: mevalonate kinase activity; ATP binding. The transcript is spliced from 4 exons. Gene Ontology annotation, biological process: isoprenoid biosynthetic process; ergosterol biosynthetic process. The record is from RefSeq and is a predicted model, not a curated record.